AUGGAAUACCGAGGACAAAGGCGCAGACGGCACUGGUGCGUUGCUUUGCCUGUUUUAUGGUUGCUGUGCUUCGGGCGGCACGUCUGGGCACAGAUACGAUAUGCUAUUCCAGAGGAGACGAAAGAAGGUUCUAGUGUUGGAAAUGUGGCAAAAGAUUUGGGUCUGGACAUUAGCAAGUUGGCGGAGAGGCAAUUUCGUAUAGUCUCUGGAUCCGAGGACGCUCGUUUCCAGGUAAACCAGAACAAUGGAGGCUUGUAUGUGCGUAGAAAAAUCGACAGGGAAGAGCUAUGUGAUGACAGUCCGACUUGCAUAAUUAACCUUAAGAUAGUUGUCGAAAGCCCGCUUGAAAUUCAUUAUGUGGAGGUCGAGAUUACCGAUGUAAAUGACCAUUCUCCAGUAUUUUCAGAAACAGAGCAGAAUCUUGAGAUAGCUGAGAAUACUGCCCCGGGAGAGGAAUAUCAGUUGCAUCCGGCACGCGAUCCUGAUCAUGGGCAAAAUUCAGUCCGCUAUUAUAAACUCAGUCAAAGCAAUUACUUUCAAAUUGAGAUGAGAGACAACGGCGAUGACACCAAAACCCCCUUUUUGAAGUUGAGAAGUGCCCUUGAUAGAGAGCAUCAGUCUAAACAUAAGUUAAUAUUAACGGCAAUAGACGGGGGAAACCCACCUAGGUCCGGUAGUAUGAAUAUUACUAUAUCAGUGUUAGAUAAUAAUGACAACAGACCUGUAUUCGAUAAGGUUGCAUACUCUGUAACUAUACCAGAAAAUGUUGCCAUUAAUUCGCUUGUGCUUAAAGUAAAUGCCACAGAUUUAGACGAUGGCCUGAAUGGCCAGGUUGAAUAUUCUUUUGUUAAAAGCCUUAAAAGGAAAGUGUAUGACACUUUCGAUUUAAACAAAGAUACCGGUGAAAUCACUAUAAAAGGAAAUGUGGACUUCGAGGACACUGACAUUUACAGAGCUGAUAUUACAGCGUCCGAUAAAGGCCAGCCUCCAAAGACAACAAACUGUAAGGUUCUUAUAAAGAUAGCUGAUGUAAAUGAUAAUGCGCCCGAGAUAGAUGUAACUUCAUUGUCCAGUUUAGUUCCUGAAGAUUCUAAACAAGGCACAGUCAUAUUUCUAAUCAGCGUUUCCGAUAAGGACUCUGGCGAUAAUGGUCAAGUUAAAUGCAGUUUGUCCGAUGGCUUGCCUUUUGAGCUAAAACCAUCCUUCAAGGACAACAUGUACUCUUUAGUAACCAAAAGUGCAUUAGACAGGGAGCAAAAGUCUUCUUAUGAAAUUACAAUAACCGCUGCAGAUUCAGGCCAGCCUUUACUGUCCACUGUAAAAACAAUGACUGUGGAGAUUUCAGAUGUAAACGAUAACCGCCCAGAAUUUCCCCACAAUCCUCUAGAACUGUACCUGCUGGAAAACAACGCACCAGGUGCGUCAAUAUUCUCCGUGAGUGCCAAUGACAAAGACCUAAAUGAAAACUCAGCAGUAACGUAUCAAAUCGCCCGCGGCAACGGCACGCAGAAUGACAUGACCUCUUUCUUAAAUAUAAACUCAGAGAACGGACAUAUUCAUGCACUGAAGAGUUUUGACUUUGAGACAGUAAAGACAUUCCAAUUCGUGGUACUGGCCACGGACUCGGGUACUCCACCACUAAGCAGCAAUGUGACCGUUAAGGUGUACAUACUGGACCAAAACGACAACGCACCUGUCAUCUUGUCCCCAAAAAGUGCGAACGGGUCAGCUGAGGGUGUCGAGGAGAUUCCGCGCAAUGUGAACUCCGGUCACUUGGUGACAAAAGUGCGCGCUUGUGACGCAGAUGUUGGAUACAACGGCUGGCUACUGUUUUCAGUUCAAGAAGUGACGGACCACACUCUGUUCAGUUUAGACCGUUACACUGGACAGAUUCGGACUCUUCGCACAUUUACAGAGACGGACGAGUCGCAACAGAAACUCGUCAUUCUGGUGAAAGAUAACGGGAAUGUUUCCCUUUCCGCCACUGCAACAAUAAUAGUGAAGGUUGUGGAGCCCAAGGAGGCUUUCGCUGCAUCAGAUAUUAAAAACCCAUUGAGUGACGAGGAUGACAGCAGUGUGACAUUUUAUUUAAUCAUCACCUUGGGCUCGGUGUCUGUCCUUUUCCUCAUUAGUAUCAUCGUCUUGAUAGCUAUGCAGUGCUCAAAAUCCACAGACUACGCCUCCAAGUACUUACAGGACACGAACUAUGAUGGAACUUUAUGUCACAGCAUCCAGUACAGAUCUGGAGACAAGAGAUACAUGCUGGUUGGACCCAGAAUGAGUAUUGGAUCUACCAUAGUUCCAGGGAGCAAUGCGAAUACACUAGUGGUUCCAAAUCGUGGACGAAGACCAUCUGAAGAGGUAAGUCGUGGUAUUCACAAAUGA
Messenger RNA from Engraulis encrasicolus (European anchovy), 2385 nucleotides. Its product is annotated as protocadherin alpha-6-like. Gene Ontology annotation, cellular component: plasma membrane. Gene Ontology annotation, molecular function: calcium ion binding. Gene Ontology annotation, biological process: homophilic cell-cell adhesion. Bases 1 to 2385 code for a protein of 794 amino acids. Lineage: Eukaryota; Metazoa; Chordata; Actinopteri; Clupeiformes; Engraulidae. The transcript has a single exon. The record is from RefSeq and is a predicted model, not a curated record.